Messenger RNA from Ipomoea triloba (trilobed morning glory), 331 nucleotides. RefSeq lists its product as uncharacterized. Bases 20 to 331 code for a protein of 103 amino acids. The transcript has 3 exons. The record is from RefSeq and is a predicted model, not a curated record. Lineage: Eukaryota; Viridiplantae; Streptophyta; Magnoliopsida; Solanales; Convolvulaceae.
AGUGAUUUCACAAUUACAAAUGACUCAUGUUGAAGAGAAGAUCAUCAUAGAACAAGUUAAGGAUACACAUAAUCCGACUGGUGGCAUAGAUGUUGAUGCUAAUUGUCUUCUCAAGUUUGUGGACAACAUUUUCAAUUUCAAUACGGUUCGUCGAGAUGCAAUGCAAGACAAGUUACAACUACAAGAACACAUCCAGAAGGAGAUUUCAUUUGUUGUUUUACAACUCUCUUUCGUGAUAGCCUUCACUUCGGUAAGCAAUGAUGAUUGUCACUCAACUGCAAUUUAUCUGCUAAGUUUGUUGUCAAAGUAUAUGUGGCAUGUUAAGGAGUAA